ACAACCUCUAACCUGCAGUCGGGGAAUAAGCUAAUGUAACUGUAGAUUUUCUUAAGUACAUGCCAGGGAAUUUUUCCAUGUGGACAUUUCUCCUUAUAGAAAAGUAGACUGUGAUUUUACAUGGAUAAGAUGCAGUAAUGUCAUGACAAUGAAUGAGAUUAAUGUGCAUGCCUAGUUGAAAACAUCUCAUAAACUGAUAUUAGUGAUGUUGUGCGUGGAUUUAACCCACAAAUAAACCUUGACAGACUAGAAUAACAUUUGAUCUUAUAGAUACUCUAAUUAUAUACAUCCAAUGCAUUGAUAAAUGCUGUGUUUAUGGACCUGUAAGCAAAUAGGCGCAGGCAAAGUGUUUUAAUAAGUAUUCAGUUUCAAAUUGGCUCCAGCCUGAACGCUCCGCCUGCUCUCGCCGAGGAUAUUGACUUUCCCGCAAGUUAAAGUAUUUAAAUGUAGAGGGAGACAGAUGCUGUAUGCGGACUGGAGGCGACCACAAGAAAUACACGUGUGGGAGGAAGGUUGACGUUGGAGUUAUACUAUCUGUGUGCAUCGUAUAGAGGGACAGCUGUAUCACCACCGCUGUAACUUCGCACAAAAAAAAACAACAACAACAAAUAAAGGCGCGUCGCUACUCGUGGGAUUCAUUCAGCUUUUUUUUUCUUUUUUAAUUGAGUGACUUAUUUUCAGGAAAUUCACACGGCGCAUCUGACCGCUGAUGCGUAAAGAUCCGUGCGUAAAACAAAAACUAAUCGCCACUGCUCCGUCACACAAAGUCAGAGAGGAUUUAUUCGGACUUCAUUACUGAGAGGAGUGAUUGACACGAAGAGGAUUUGAUGGAGGUCGUUCGGUGACAGCGAUACUUUCUCCGGACUUUCACUUUGGAUUUGGCACCGCAGCGUCUUUCAAAUCGUCUGGUCUUUCAUUUUUAACAGUUAAAGAGUGGAGAGUGGAUCCUGUAUGUGCAUGCAUGGGACCCUGACAGUUUUGGAUCUCUUCAUUUUCACGGCUAUCGCCUGGUAUGUGUAACAAGAGGGGGGAUCCAAGUGAGCUGAAAUCCCCACCAGGAGGAACUUUAUUUCCGAGAGCUUCCAGCACCGAAUCAGUGGAGUAUUCAUGAAGCAAUAUUUGAACUAUUACAAGAUGAGACUGAGAACAUCGAGGUUAGGUUAUCUGUUAAUUCAGUUCACGGCGCUUUGCUUUUACGCACAGAACACUGUGCAGUCUCCUCCUAAUUUCAAGCACCAUGUCACCGAGCAGAGCCGGCUGUCGGACCGCAUGAGCCGCAGGUUGACACGCACCUACCAGCUGUACAGCCGCACAAGCGGGAAACACGUCCAGGUCCUGGCCAACAAGAGGGUCAACGCCAACGGGGACGACGGUGCGGUACACGCUAAACUGGAGGUGGAGACGGACUCUUUUGGAAGUCGUAUCCGUAUUAAAGGGGUGAAGACAGGAUACUACAUAUGUAUGAACAAGAGGGGGAAGCUGAUCGGCAAGCGGAAAGGACGCGGCAAAGACUGCAUCUUCACAGAGAUUGUUCUGGAAAACAACUACACGGCGCUUCAGAACGCCAAGUACGAGGGCUGGUACAUGGCUUUCACGCGCAAGGGCCGUCCAAGGAAGGCCUCCAAGACCAAGCAGCACCAGAGGGAGGCCCACUUCAUGAAGCGUCUACCCAGGGGGCACUUGCUGAGCGAGAGGAGACCGUUUGAUGUCCUUCCUCUCGCUGUCCCAGCGCAGCCUUUGAGCAAGCGGACUAAACAUUCCCAUCAGCAGCGCUCAGGGGGCCGCUGAGGACUGAAACCACUGGGGGAGAACUGUGGAACGAACACAGAAAAAACCACUACAAGAGAAAAAACAAGUGCUCCCAGAGAAAUUAACUUUUACAGUCAAGUGCCCAUACACUUUUUGCCUCAUCUUGUGGACUUAUGUAAUUCUUUGUACUGGAUUGUAUGUAAACAUUGACUAUCUAAUCUGCUAGUUAUUUCCAAUUCAGACAGACUUUAGGACAGACUUUUACUUAUUAAAUCAGGGGGAGGGGGGGCAAUUAAAGUACAGAAGAGCUCAAUAUUGUCACGAGUUGAAUACCUUUGGUUAGAAGUUAGCCAGCUCAGCAACAAAGAAUGUUUAAAGAGAAAUGAGUACAAUGAAGCUAGACACGGCAGCUAUCUGUGGAUUUUCUUGUGGUUACAGCAUCUGAGUCUCAGUUGACAUGCUAUCAUGCCUUUAGGAGGCCAUUUCGGAGAAUUUUUAACCUGUUUUUUUUUUUUCUACAUACUGUAUAUGAAUAUAUUUUUACUGUAAAAAUGUAAAUGAAGUCAAAUGAUGGAAAUAUUUAUUGUAGAGUGUAUAUUAAAACCACUAAAGAAUCCCUUCACAAGCUGCUCGGCCUUUCUCUUGUGUGGUUGUUUUGGGACAGAAAGUUAGCAUACAUUGUUAGUUGCCCCCAAAAACUGUUGUUUUUUUUUUUUUCUCUUCUCCUUCUUCUUCGUAUUCUUCUUCAAGCUGGAGACCCAGAUAACUGAGGGGCAAUAUCUGUGACAGGCUACUGAAUUCAAUGUGCUCAGCAAGUGAGACUUGGGCCUGAAUGGCCCGAGCUAUGCAUUAAAAGCGAUGAGGUCAGCCCACCAUUUUGGCCCAAACAAAGGUUACCACCAUGUAGUUGCAUUUCUCACGAUCGCACACCGUAACCCUCUGAUCAAAUGGGCCCUUUGUGAAACCUCAUAUAAAAGGGCAUGUUAUACAAUAGUGGGUUCGAAUAAUAACACGAGGAGGGGUCAGUUAUCAAAAAGAAGCCAGUCACACAGGGAGGGGUAAGGGGUUGGAGGCAGGGAGAGGG
This is a messenger RNA of Larimichthys crocea (large yellow croaker), 2833 nucleotides long. It is a transcript of the gene fgf8b, whose product is annotated as fibroblast growth factor 8b. Bases 1108 to 1788 code for a protein of 226 amino acids. The transcript has 5 exons. NCBI's taxonomy places the organism in Eukaryota, Metazoa, Chordata, Actinopteri, Sciaenidae. Gene Ontology annotation, molecular function: growth factor activity. The record is from RefSeq and is a predicted model, not a curated record.